AUGACCGGCCAAGAUAUAGAGAUCAUCUCUGCUCUCAACGUAUUCGCUGAAGUCUUGUGUCAUCCUCAGCGGCCGGAUCAUCUUGAUGUACCGUCCUCAUCUCAGCGCGUCGUGUUGCGGACGACCAAAGCCAGCUGGACUAUUGGUCGCGGUGAUGGGUCGCUGAAUAGUGUAGAUAUCAAGGUCGCGGACACUCGACUGAGUACCAGUAGGGUACAUGCGCGAUUGGAGUGGCAUGGCGAUUCAAAUGUCGCCUAUAUUCACGAUAUGAACUCGACCUACGGCACUUGGGUGGAUGGCCGUCGGCUAACAGCGGGAGAAGGCGUACCUCUGAAGGAUGAACGUCUUGAGAUAUGGUUGGGAGUGCCUGGAGGUGGUCAAUCAAGCUGUGUGGUCUAUGUCAACAAGAUGCGGGUCAAUACCUUCGCUCAAACAUACGCGGUCGAAAGUGUGGUCGGUAGCGGACGAUACGGGAAUGUCCUCAAGUGCCUUCGGCGAGAUGACCUGGCCGCGAUCCGCGCCGUCAAGAUCAUCAAAUAUACUGGGUACACAUACGAGACACUGCCUACGCUUUCAGACAUACGAGACUCGGUCAGCAUUAUGACGACCGUGCAGCAUGACCCGCACGUAUGCGACCUCAUCGACACGUUCGACAAUCCCGGUCUCAGCAUGUUUUGUGUGUUCAUACUUCGCAUGAAGCAAUCGUGGGACGCUUACCCUCUCGUAGUCAUCGUUAUGCCAUAUUACCCUCUUGGUAACCUACGUGACGCGCUUGGUGAAACUCCUAUUUGUCAGUCCACUUCACCCUUGAGCAGCAGCGAAAUCUUUGACACGCGGUAG
Messenger RNA from Peniophora sp. CBMAI 1063, 840 nucleotides. The record is from the annotation of a GenBank genome assembly. NCBI's taxonomy places the organism in Eukaryota, Fungi, Basidiomycota, Agaricomycetes, Russulales, Peniophoraceae.